CGCGAGCGGGAAGGCACCGCGUCUCGCCUCGCAUCCCCUCGCCUCGCCUCGCCCCGCCCCUCCUCAGAGCUACCACGUGUACCCCGCCUGCGUGAAUACUUCAGGGAUCCUUGGCUUCUGUGUCACAGUAGCAAUGCAGGCAACCAAGAACAAUUCUGAAUUGGUUGACAAGGAAAUAGAGGAAUUCCUUUCUUGCUUCAAAGAGAAAAUCAGGUGUUUAACAAGAGAAGCUUUUAACAGCAAGGUUACAGCUCUGAUAAAGCUUAAGAAAUGUAAAUAUUCUCAUCUUGGGGAUGAAGUAGAAAGGAACCGGAAUGAAGUUGUGACACAGCAGUAUCGCUUUGACAGGCUUGCCCGAGAGAUAGAAGCUCUGAAGUCUGUUACAAAAUCAGAUCUGGUCUCCUGGUACCAAACUCACAGAAGCAGCACGAAGAAAGUGCUCAGCAUACACUUCUGCAGACUGACAACGUUCGGAUACCUGGGUCUCAGAAGAAGCCAGGGACCUUUCGUGUGUGAGGUGAACGUGACAAGUCACGGGAGGAAGGAAGUCACGGGAUCUUGCUCUCUCUCGCUGCUGCCUGGCAGAGGGGGUGGGUGUGCUUCCGAGCUGUGUGUCUUCAGUUCAAAGUAGGCUUUUUGGUUCUGGAAAACUCUCUCCUAUUUCAUUUGAUUUAUUAGUCCCAAUUUCAAUUAGAUUGUAUUAUAUUAUCUUGCAU
This is a messenger RNA of Meleagris gallopavo (turkey), 716 nucleotides long. The record is from RefSeq and is a predicted model, not a curated record. NCBI's taxonomy places the organism in Eukaryota, Metazoa, Chordata, Aves, Galliformes, Phasianidae.